CUGUACCAUGCAGUACCAUGCAAACCAUACCAGGAAGCAUUUUGUAGAAACCAACUCCCACAAAGCAAUUGAAUGCAGACAAUCUACAAAAUCUACCAUUGAUGAAAAACCUUCCACCAAGUCCACUACUGAAACGAGAUUCUCAGCCAGCUCCAAGAACGAAGGCCUCAGCCUCUGUAAAAGCCCCGUCCACAAACAGAGGAAUGUCAUCGCCAUCUCAGCCAAAGACUGGACAGACAGAGACAGACACAAUGGAAGAUGUGGAAGCCAAUGCAUCAGGUGCACAGGGGAAAGCAGCCAGACGUCAAGAGACACCCUGUAUGAAGCCUAUGAUAUCAACUGCAUCUUCGACUGUUGACAAUGUAGACAAAGUAGACAAGCCCCAAGCUUCAACCGCUAAACCCAGCCUUGCUAACGCUGCACUGAAUGCAAUGAAACCUAAAAGUAUGAAGACCAUGUUCAGUGGCUGGUCGCGCCUCAAAAAACACAUGGUCGUUGAACCAGAGGAACCUCAGUUCCCGGAGCCAGAGCCCGAAUCUGUCCGCAGGGAUGGCGCCAUCUACAGUAAGAACACUGACCAGGCCAAAUCCAGUCAAGCUUCUUCAGCAAAAGUCAAAGACCACUCUGAGAAGGGCAAAGAAGUGCUGAAGGAGACAGAGGCGCCCAGAGCAAUGAAGAUGUGGGACGCCAUGCUCUUCCACAUGUUCUCAACCAAGGAAGCAAUUAUGCAGCAGAUCAAAGCUAGCAAAGCUCCCGACGGUUCCGACAAGAAGAAAGACCAGAGAGAGCAGACCAAUAAGACACGGAAAGUCAAUCAGCAGAAAGAGAAUGAGAUGGAGGUCGUCCCCUCUUUUGCCAGCCGCUUGCCGCUCCUCCUCUACAGUCCGCGCUUCGAUGCCAGAAAGAUUAAAGAGGCUGCAGAGAAGCCGCUGGUGAAGAUGUCAGCUGUGUUCCAGAGGGGGCUGAUUAACCGCAAAAAUCAGGACGGGGAAGGGAAGGACUUUAAUAAAACCGCCAGGGGAUUCGGUUCCUCAAGAACAACUGAUGUCUGACUUUGAACUCCACACACACACCAGAAUAUUGCUGCUCAAUCUUCUCAUUAAGUAGAUGAAUAAACCUCAAUAGAUUGAUUUCAGUUAUCAUAUAGCUAGAGAUGUGUAUGUUAAAUAAGCUUCCGAUCAAGGGCUGCAGUGCAGUAGGCUAUGCCAGGAUAUUUACUUCAAUAUGGUGUUUAAACUAUGGUUUUUAACUAUGAUCAUGAGCUUUUAAGACAAUGAUGUUGGAUGCAUGCAGACGGCUCAUUACAUCUUUCUUGCUGCAUUGAAAGAUGUAGUAUUUUUUUAAGCGUUGCUCGUGUCUUAGUCUUGGAGUGUUCACCCUGGGUGAGGUUAGGAGUAGAGUAUCUGAUGACAGUGUGUAAGAAAUAGAGCUUGUACAUUCCUGGAUUGAUGCGACGGAAGGGCAUUGGAUGACAGAGCAGUGUAGCUGUGAGAGAGGUGGAGCCUAGCUAGAGGUGGAGCCUAAUUAGAGGUGGGGCCUAGCUAGAGGUGGAGCCUAGCUAGAGGUUGAGCCUAGUUAGAGGCAGGGCCUAGCUGGAGGCGGAGCCUUGCUAGAUUUGGAGGCUAGCUAGAGGUGGAACCUAGUUAGAUGUGGAGGCUAGCUAGAUGUGAAGGCUAGCUAGAGGUGGAGCCUAGCUAGAGGUGGGGCUUAAUUAGAGGUGGAGCCUAGCUAGAUGUGGAGGCUAGCCAGAUGUGGAGGAGGCUGGCUAGAUGUGGAGGCUAGUUAGAGGUGGAGCCUAUUUAGAGGUGGAGCCUAGUUAGAGGUGGAGCCUAUCUAGAGGUGGAGCCUAGUUAGAGGUGGAGCCUAGUUAGAGGCAGGGCCUAGCUAAUAGCUAAUAACCAGACUCGAGUGAGAACUCUAACGUUGAACUUAACACUGUGACUGCAUGCAACGUUUUUAAAGUCAGUGGAAAAGAAAUGAAGUUUCCCCUCUAGUGUUUAUAACUCUAUAGUGGAGCUAUGGGAGGGGCACAGCUGCAGAACAUACAGGGGGAGAAGGUGUGGCUUCAAUAGAAGGCAGCAGAACGAACUGGAAAUGACAACACAAAAACAGUUGGUUUGAAAAGCACUUUCAGUUUGCAGGUUGGUUGAAAAUACACUGCUCAAAAAAAAUAAAGGGAACACUAAAAUAACACAUCCUAGAUCUGAAUGAAUGAAAUAUUCUUAUUAAAUACUUUUUUCUUUACAUAGUUGAAUGUGCUGACAACAAAAUCACACAAAAAUUAUCAAUGGAAAUCAAAUUUAUCAACCUAUGGAGGUCUGGAUUUGGAGUCACACUCAAAAUUGAAGUGGAAAACCACACUACAGGCUGAUCCAACUUUGAUGUAAUGUCCUUAAAACAAGUCAACAUGAGGCUCAGUAGUGUGUGUGGCCUCCACGUGCCUGUAUGACCUCCCUACAACGCCUGGGCAUGCUCCUAAUGAGGAGGCGGAUGGUCUCCUGACGGAUCUCCUCCCAGACCUGGACUAAAGCAUCCGCCAACUCCUGGACAGUCUGUGGUGCAACGAGUGAGACAUGAUGUCACAGAUGUGCUCAAUUGGAUUCAGGUCUGGGGAACGGGCGGGCCAGUCCAUAGCAUCAAUGCCUUCCUCUUGCAGGAACUGCUGACACACUCCAGCCACAUGAGGUUUAGCAUUGUCUUGCAUUAGGAGGAACCCAGGGCCAACCGCACCAGCAUAUGGUCUCACAAGGGGUCUGAGGAUCUCAUCUCGGUACCUAAUGGCAGUCAGGCUACCUCUGGCGAGCGCAUGGAGGGUCAAAAGUGACCAAAACAUCAGCCAGGAAGCAUAGGAACUGAGAAGUGGUCUGUGGUCACCACCUGCAGAACCACUCGUUUAUUGGGGGUGUCUUGCUAAUUGCCUAUAAUUUCCACCUGUUGUCUAUUCCAUUGGCACAACAGCAUGUGAAAUGUAUUGUCAAUCAGUGUUGCUUCCUAAGUGGACAGUUUGAUAUCACAGAAGUGUGAUUGACUUGGAGUUACAUUGUGUUGUUUAAGUGUUCCCUUUAUUUUUUUGAGCAGUGUAUAUUUAAAUAGCAAACCGAAUGUAUUAAUGUCAUGUCAAAUGUCCAAUAGGAGGAGGGAGACAGUUUUCAGAUACGUUGGAGAUUCUCUGAGCAGAAGAAAGGGCAGAGAAAAAACAGAUGGACAUGGGUCCUCAUUGGGACAUGAUGAUAGGACAUGGAUCCUUAUGGGACAUGAUGAUAGGACAUGGAUCCUUAUGGGACAUGAUGAUAGGACAUGGAUCCUUAUGGGACAUGAUGAUAGGACAUGGAUCCUUAUGGGACAUGAUGAUAGGACAUGGAUCCUUAUGGGACAUGAUGAUAGGACAUGGAUCCUUAUGGGACAUGAUGAUAGGACAUGGAUCCUUAUGGGACAUGAUGAUAGGACAUGGGUCCUCAUUGGGACAUGAUGAUAGGACAUGUAUCCUUAUGGGACAUGAUGAUAGGACAUGUAUCCUUAUGGGACAUGAUGAUAGGACAUGUAUCCUUAUGGGACAUGAUGAUAGGACAUGGGUCCUCAUUGGGACAUGAUGAUAGGACAUGUAUCCUUAUGGGACAUGAUGAUAGGACAUGGAUCCUUAUGGGACAUGAUGAUAGGACAUGGAUCCUUAUGGGACAUGAUGAUAGGACAUGUAUCCUUAUGGGACAUGAUGAUAGGACAUGCAUUGCUUUGUGAUGAAUGUCUUCAAUGGUGCAGAAUGGAUAAGAAUGAAGGAAUGUAAGAUAAAGGUGCCUCAUGCAAUAAACUACAGAAGGGUCAUCGUGAUACAGGAAGCUGUGUAGUAAACUACAGAAGGGUCAUCGUGAUACAGGAAGACGUGUAAUAAACUACAGAAGGGUCAUCGUGAUACAGGAAGCUGUGUAGUAAACUACAGAAGGGUCAUCGUGAUACAGGAAGCUGUGUAAUAAACUACAGAAGGGUCAUCGUGAUACAGGAAGCCGUGUAAUAAACUACAGAAGGGUCAUCGUGAUACAGGAAGCUGUGUAAUAAACUACAGAAGGGUCAUCGUGAUACAGGAAGCCGUGUAAUAAACUACAGAAGGGUCAUCGUGAUACAGGAAGCUGUGUAAUAAACUACAGAAGGAUCAUCGUGAUACAGGAAGCUGUGUAAUAAACUACAGAAGGAUCAUCGUGAUACAGGAAGUUAAGUAGAUGAGUGACACUGAAAGUUAAUUUGUUAAAUGAUAAAGACACAGUUGGUGUUUUAAAAUAAGCUUUUGAUAAUUUUGUUGCUGGAAUAGAUAUAAUGAUGAUUAAACAUGUUUUUUAAGCUUUAAA
Oncorhynchus nerka (sockeye salmon) is the source of this 4337-nucleotide messenger RNA. RefSeq lists its product as uncharacterized. The transcript is spliced from 2 exons. The record is from RefSeq and is a predicted model, not a curated record. NCBI's taxonomy places the organism in Eukaryota, Metazoa, Chordata, Actinopteri, Salmoniformes, Salmonidae. Bases 102 to 1052 code for a protein of 316 amino acids.